AUGGCGAGCGCAACGGGCAUCCCCAACGACCCCGUCGACCGUGAGACUACGGGAACAGACGAACUGGAGCCCCUUCUUGGUCGCCCAGGGGACGCGUCGCAAAAGGACAGAGAACCAAUCCUGAAGAAUCUAAUUCUCGGGACCGGCAUCAUCGCCGAGGGCGCCGCCCUCCUCCUCGUCGCCUCGACAUGGGCCGCCGUGUUCCUCCACCCGCUGAUCGUCCCGUUCUCGAUCCACCCUCUCGCGCAGUCCCUCGCCGUGCUGGUGCUGGUGCAGUCGAUCCUGAUCCUGCAGCCGACGCACACGGGCCAGCAGAAGCAGGUCGGCCAGAAGAUCCACGCCGGCCUCAACCUCCUCGCCUUCGCCCUCUUCCUCACCGGCUUCGUCAGCAUCGAGUACAAUAAGUUUGCCAGCGGCGGCGCGCACUUCAAGUCGGUCCACGCGUACCUGGGCGUCAUCGUGUCCAUAUGGCUGCUACUUCAAUACCUCAUCGGGUUCACCAUGUUCGCGACACCGAAGCUAUACGGUGGUGAGGCUAAGGCGAAGAAGAUCUGGAAGUAUCAUCGUACCAGCGGCUACGUCCUCUUCCUCUUCCUGCAAGCCACGGUUAUCAGUGCGACCAAGACGGACUACAAUGUCGGCGUUCUCGGACUGAAGCUGUGGGCCUUCAUCCUCAUCAGCGUGCUGUUGAUUGUUGGUAUCUACCCGAGAAUCAAGAAGCAGAAGCUGGGUUUGUAA
Molecule: messenger RNA, 738 nt
Organism: Neoarthrinium moseri
Lineage: Eukaryota; Fungi; Ascomycota; Sordariomycetes; Amphisphaeriales; Apiosporaceae
Exons: 2
Coding region: 1-738 (245 amino acids)
Molecular function (GO): transmembrane monodehydroascorbate reductase activity
Source: RefSeq, a predicted model, not a curated record